This is a messenger RNA of Drosophila rhopaloa, 477 nucleotides long. RefSeq lists its product as uncharacterized. Lineage: Eukaryota; Metazoa; Arthropoda; Insecta; Diptera; Drosophilidae. The coding region runs from base 1 to 477 and encodes 158 amino acids. The record is from RefSeq and is a predicted model, not a curated record. The transcript has a single exon.
AUGCCCAGCAAGGACCUCUUCAACCUGGAUCAACCGGUCCUGAAGGAGCACCUGACCAUCAAUCGCCACACUGCGGCUAUGCAGAAGUAUGCCUUCACCAAGAUUUGGUUCGGGUCACAGCAGGGUCCUGACCAGCUCAAGUGUUCCCGCUUGCGGAAGUUUUCUGUGGCCCUGGAGGCCUAUUUCGACAAGGAUUCUCCUAAACAUAUGGAUGAUAGUAACUUGAAGUCUGAGCAGAAGGAGCCAGAAAAGACCACUGAGGCUUCUCUGAAAGAUAACAACUCUGUGAAGGAGUAUGUGUCUCCCUUCCCGAAUAAGCCAGUGCAACCAGCUCCGAAGGUAUCGCCCCUCUUGAAGGGCGUUAAAGGGCCGACUAUAGUGCCAGCUGGUUUUGAUUUGAGCCAAUUGGUGGAGUUUAAGAAUCCCAAUCACUGGCAUCGCCGUCCCCAUAUGUGUACUGGCGAUAGCAUCUACUAG